AGCGCGAGCGGCGGGCGGGCUGGCGGGCUGGCUGCUCUCGCGUUCCCGCUCCCGCUCUCACCCGCGCACACCCGCGCAGCCCGUCCUCACCCGCGCACCCCCGGACACGCACGCCCGCUGGCCCGGGCCACCCGGCGCGGGGCACCGAGGCGGGGAUCUGGCGGGCAGAACGCGCCCCGAGCCCGCGCCCACCCCGGCGUCUUUGCGCUCCGCAGCGGCGCGCCUCGCCGGGCGCCCCCGCCAGUCCUGCCGCCGGAAGAUGGUCAACGACCGGUGGAAGACCAUGGGCGGCGCUUCCCAACUUGAGGACCGGCCGCGUGACAAGCCGCAGUGGCCCAGCUGCGGCUACGUGCUGUGCGCGGUGCUGCUCUCCCUGGCGGUCCUGCUGGCCGUGGCUGUCACCGGCGCUGUGCUCUUCCUGAACCACGCCCACGUGCCAGGCACGGCGCCCCCGCCCGUCGUCAGCACCAGCACCGGGCCGGCGGGUGCCAACAGCGCCCUGGUCACCGUGGAGAGGGCCGACAGCUCGCGCCUCAGCAUUCUCAUUGACCCGCGCUGCCCCGACCUCGCCGACGGCUUCGCCCGCCUGGAGGGCGCCCAGGCCUCCAUGCUGCAGGUGCUGGCCGAGCACCAGGCCCAGCCGAGGCCUGCAGGCGAGCAGGAGCUGUUGGACACCCUGGCGGACCAGCUGCCCCGGCUGCUGGCCCGGGCCUCGGAGCUGCAGGCGGAGUGCGCCGGGCUGCGGAAGGGCCUCGGCGCGCUGGGCCAGGGGCUCAGCGCCCUGCAGAGCGAGCAGGGCCGCCUCAUCCAGCUUCUCUCCGAGAGUCAAGGCCACAUGGCUCACCUGGUGAACUCGGUCAGUGAUGUCCUGGAUGCCCUGCAGAGGGACCGGGGGGUUGGCCGGCCCCGUGUCAAAGCUGACCUCCAGAGGGCACCUGCCAGGGGACUGCGUCCCCGUGGCUGCGCCAGUGGCUCUCCACCACGCGACUGUCUGGACGUGCUCCUGAGCGGACAGCAGGAGGAUGGCGUUUACUCGGUCUUCCCCACACACUACCCUGCCGGCUUCCAGGUCUACUGUGACAUGCGCACAGACGGCGGCGGCUGGACGGUGUUUCAGCGCCGGGAGGACGGCUCCGUGAACUUCUUCCGAGGCUGGGAGGCGUACCGGGACGGCUUCGGCAAGCUCACGGGGGAGCACUGGCUAGGGCUCAGGAGGAUCCACGCCCUGACCACGCAGGCCACCUAUGAGCUCCACGUGGACCUGGAGGACUUUGACAACAGCACAGCCUAUGCCCGCUAUGGGAGCUUCGGCGUGGGCUUGUUCUCCGUGGACCCCGAGGAAGACGGGUACCCGCUCACCGUGGCCGACUACUCGGGCACGGCAGGGGACUCCCUCCUGAAGCACAGCGGGAUGAGGUUCACCACCAAGGACCGCGACAGCGACCACUCGGAGAACAACUGCGCCGCCUUCUACCGCGGCGCCUGGUGGUACCGCAACUGCCACACGUCCAACCUCAACGGGCAGUACCUGCGCGGUGCGCACGCGUCCUACGCCGACGGCAUCGAAUGGUCCUCCUGGACGGGCUGGCAGUACUCGCUCAAGUUCUCGGAGAUGAAGAUCCGGCCGGUCCGUGAGGACCGCUAGAUGGGUGCGCUGUCCGCCCACCACCCCCCGCCCCAUCACCUCCCCCAUCCCCGGCCCGACCCCACCCUGCAUCUCCUCUGACCUG
Odobenus rosmarus divergens (Pacific walrus) is the source of this 1730-nucleotide messenger RNA. It is a transcript of the gene FIBCD1, whose product is annotated as fibrinogen C domain containing 1. NCBI's taxonomy places the organism in Eukaryota, Metazoa, Chordata, Mammalia, Carnivora, Odobenidae. The record is from RefSeq and is a predicted model, not a curated record. The transcript has 7 exons. Bases 260 to 1645 code for a protein of 461 amino acids.